Cuscuta campestris is the source of this 1898-nucleotide messenger RNA. The record is from the annotation of a GenBank genome assembly. Lineage: Eukaryota; Viridiplantae; Streptophyta; Magnoliopsida; Solanales; Convolvulaceae.
CAUAGAACCAUUUUUAGGCCAAGAACGACUCUUGUUGCUCUGCUCAAUGAAUGCUUCCAAAAUUCCAUUGGUGUCUCACUCCCAAAAUCCCCCGGACGCUCUAAUGGCUCCGCCAUCGGAGAUCGAUUCUCAGCUUACCUCUAUCGUCUCCGCUUAAUAUCAAUUUUAGAUGUGUAGAAACUGGACUGCUUUGAUUUCUCACAAUUCCAGUAUGUGUAUACCAUCUCCUUUUUUUUGUGCAAGUAAAAGGUUUUGAAGACUAUUUUAGCAAAUAUUUGCAGACUUAAUUACCAUGUGCCAUUGAUGUGAUAUGAGGCAAGCAAGUUUCCGAAAUUGAGGGAGUUUUUUUCAUUCGUCAAACAACCUCUACUCUAUGGCUAGAUGCAAUCUGUGCACAUUUCACCAUCUCAGACUCUAAUCCUGAAUCUCUCGCAACAUGUGCACGGUGUACUGGAGAACAUGGUAAAAUUGAUAAAGGAAAUUGACCAGAACUCCACUGAAAUAGUGGAAGAUAUAGAAAAGUGCAAAAGCACUGCUCUUGAGAGGAAGAUAAGCUUAGAAGAACAGAAGGCACAAUUUCAGAAAGCCGCUUAUGCCGCUCUAAACAUGCUGAAUAAUGAAGAGAUCAACUGAUGCUGUACGUUUUUGCAACUCUUUUUUUAAUGCUUGUUACUCUGAUUGAUAGACUCCGGUUUCAUGCUGCUAGCACUAUAUGUUAGCUCUCACUUUCGUGGUCUCUCGGUUUAUUGUUCGCACCCCAAUAGAGCUUUUACACAUAAAAUAUAUUAGGGAGGAACACAAUGAAUUCUCCCAAAUUGUUGAAGGAAGAAAGAUUGGGCAACGGUGUCAAAUGGUGAAUACUGAUGAACAGUGAAUUGGUUUUUAUUGUACGAUUCAUAUGAUUUUUACUACCUCCAUCUCACUUCCUUUUCCUUCUUUACUGUUUUUGUAUGUUCCAUGAUCUUUGUCUCAUUAUGUUAUGAAAUACUCUGUCUUUAUGACUCCUUCGGUCCCAGAAAAAAUUUUCUGAUUCAGUUUAUGACUGAAUCUGUUUUAUUCAUGAGAAAAUUACUCAAAUAGGACCAAAACAUAUGAUGUUUCCCAAAAUAGGACCGGUCCUAUUGACUCAAACGUUUGGCCAUGCGAAUGGACAAAAAUGCCCUAUACGUACCGGUGCCAUCUUGAAUAGAGAAAAGACAAAAAUGAAGCCCCUAGUUUUCCGGUAUUGACAAUCCCAGCCGAUUUUCCAGGGGUCUUUCUUUGCCAUGUCUAUCAAGAGCUUUUCAAGAGACCAAAAGUCAUUAGGUAUAUUAAAUUAGGGUCCAAAUUAGCAUUUAUGACUCACAAAAAGACCAAAUUUCCAUAAAUAGUUCUUAAAAUUUGAAGACAGCGGGAAGGAACUGAUUUUUAUGGCACACAGAGAUGAAGAAGGCGACAAUGUCUAUGUGAAAGGGCCGCCAAAUGUCAACACCAACAUACUGGUGAAGGUUAACUCCAGGACUUAGUAUUUACAUGUAUUUAUUCGUUUGAUUUGAUUUCUCGAAACCAGAGUAAAGGGGGUGUGUGCUUCCCAAAACUGGAGUGGCUCAGUUUUGGUCUUUGCUUCACCCGAAGGUGCUUAGUGCUUCCCAAAACUGGAGGGUGAUGUUCUGGUUUAUCGUAGAAUCGGCGUUCUUCCAAAACGAAUUGGCUUUUGGACAAUUCUUGGACAUCGGAGAUAUGCAGAUUAUUGUUUCAGCCUUUCAGGGUUCUUGUUUCCAUUACAAGUUUGGGCUUUUGACACAAGUUGUCAUGUUGAACAAUGCAUAUAUUGGUAUAAUGUGUUAAUGAGUAAUCUUGGAAUUAUUUUUUCACCUUUGAAAACGUUUUAAGUGUGCACGAGUGCAUACUUAAGCAUU